This is a messenger RNA of Cucurbita maxima (winter squash), 1156 nucleotides long. RefSeq names its product protein RER1A-like. The record is from RefSeq and is a predicted model, not a curated record. Lineage: Eukaryota; Viridiplantae; Streptophyta; Magnoliopsida; Cucurbitales; Cucurbitaceae. The coding region runs from base 187 to 798 and encodes 203 amino acids. Gene Ontology annotation, cellular component: Golgi membrane. The transcript has 3 exons. Gene Ontology annotation, biological process: retrograde vesicle-mediated transport, Golgi to endoplasmic reticulum; protein retention in ER lumen.
AAAGAAAAAAGAGAAAAAAAAUUGAUCGAGGGGAAUCAGCCCGCGAACGACGGCCAGUUCGUCAACCCACCCUACCUUGGCAAAUGGCUGAAGGGAGAUAAUUACAGAUACAAACGUAGGAACGGGGAAAUCAAAUCUCGAGUAUAUAAAUUGGGCGACGACGGUUGCCGAUACUUUUGAGUCCCAAUGGAAAGUGAAGCGGCUGGCGUUGGUCUCAACGCCGCAGAAGGUGUCUCUUCUACCACUCUCUUUGCACGGUGGAGCCAUGCCGUUUCCCGGCGGUAUCAGCACCUUCUCGAUAGGUGUACCCCGUACAUCUUCUACCGUUGGAUCGCCUGUUUUUUCGUCGCCUCUAUCUAUGUCCUUCGGGUUUACCUCAUCGAAGGAUUCUACAUCGUCUCAUACGGUCUCGGAAUUUACAUCCUCAAUCUUCUAAUUGGGUUUCUCUCGCCCCAAGUGGAUCCUGAGAUCCUGGAUCUCCAUGACGGCCCUGCGCUUCCCCUCAGGGAAUCCGAUGAGUUCCGCCCUUUCGUUCGUAGGCUUCCGGAGUUCAAGUUCUGGUACUCCAUCACAAAAGCCUUCUGUAUUGCUUUUUUGAUGACAUUCUUCAGUGCAUUUGAUGUACCUGUAUUUUGGCCUAUCCUUCUAUUUUACUGGGUGGUGCUGUUCACUCUCACCAUGAGGAGACAGAUAUCACACAUGAUCAAAUAUAAAUAUGUCCCGUUCUCCUUUGGUAAACAGCGGUAUGAUGGAAAGGGUGCAGCUUCGAGCGACACCAAGAGCCUUCUGAAGGAUUGAAGUCUUUGGGUAGAUUAAUAGUAGUAAUUAUUUCUAUUAAGUAGAGAACUGGUAAACUUUAUUUAUUCUGCUGUAUUCUUGUUCUCAGUUAGUUCUACACGAGGAGAAGGCGGUAAGAGAUAAUUGUACUGAAGAUAAGUUAGGCUGAUCAUCUGCUGCUGGUUUUUUCAUUUCCCCUCAUCUUUGUACUUCUUUGGAUGUUCCUAUGGAAAAUCAAGUUUCGGGAAGACAUAGUAUGAUUUCUGAAUUUUCCCUUCUCUCCUUGACAGAUGAUAUCCUUCGGUCGUAAAGAUUGAAAAAUCACUGUAAUCCCCAUUCAUCUGUAGGAAAAGCUAUUUUAACGUCGAAUUUCUUCUGA